Molecule: messenger RNA, 1629 nt
Organism: Entrophospora sp. SA101
Lineage: Eukaryota; Fungi; Glomeromycota; Glomeromycetes; Entrophosporales; Entrophosporaceae
Source: the annotation of a GenBank genome assembly
AUGGUUGCAAGCAGUCAACCAUUAGCAAGUCAAGUAGGCUUAGAAAUUUUAAGAAAGGGUGGCAAUGCUGCGGAUGCUGCAGUAGCUACUGCUGCUGCUUUGAAUGUAACAGAACCAUCAUCAACCGGUAUCGGUGGUGAUUGUUUUUGUUUGUUUUACGAUGCAAAAACAAAAAAAGUACAUGGUUUGAAUGGAUCAGGAAGAUCUCCUAAAAAACUUACUUUGCAAUACAUAAGAGAUGUUGUUGGAAUCGGUGAUGAUCGUAUGCCUCACUCCAAUAUCAAUUCUGCAACAGUUCCCGGUGCUGCUGCUGGAUGGAUUGAUACUGUGGAUUGGUUUGGUAGUGGUAAAUUGAAAAUGAUUGAAAUUUUAAAGCCUGCUAUUGAUUUGGCUGAAAAUGGUUAUCUGGUUUCAGAAAUAAGUGCAUGGCAGUGGAAGAAUGGAGAAGAUAGUCUUCUUAAAGCAUCACCAAAUGCGCAUGAAUUGUUAAUUGAUGGUCGUGCACCAGUAACAGGCGAAAUUAUCUAUCUUCCAACCCUGGCUAGGACAUUUAGAGAUUUGGCUGAAAAAGGAAAGGAUGGAUUUUAUAAAGGUCGUGUUGCUCAGGCAAUUGUUGAUUUAAUGGAAUCUAAAGGAGGUUUAAUGUCUUUAGAAGAUCUUGAAUCUCACACCACAACUCGUGUGGAACCUAUUAGCAUUAAUUAUAAAGGUGUUACUGUUUGGGAAUGUCCGCCAAAUGGACAAGGUAUAACUGCCUUGAUAGCAUUAGGUAUUCUGGAAUCGCUUCAAGAAUCUGGAAAAAUUCCUGAGAUUCAAAAACUUGAACAUAAUUCUGCGGAAUAUUUACACGCGUUAAUUGAAAGCUUGCGACUAGCAUUUGCUGAUUCUACAUAUUAUGUGACAGACCCUGACGUUCACAAUGUUCCUGUAAAGGAAUUGCUAUCAAAGGAAUAUCUUUCAUCGCGAGCAAAACUUUUUGAUCCUACAAAGGCUUCUGUAGAUGUUCAAAAAGGAUCGCCUAUUAACUCGAGCGAUACUGUAUAUUUUUCAGUAGUAGAUAAAGAAGGAAAUGCGUGUAGUUUUAUUAAUUCAAAUUAUUUGGGAUUUGGAACGGCAGCAAUUCCAAAAGGUUGUGGUUUCUCACUUCAAAGUCGCGGAGUGGGAUUUGUAUUAAAAGAAGGACAUCCAAAUUGUCUUGAACCAUCCAAACGACCAUAUCAUACUAUAAUACCUUCAAUGGUGACAAAAGGAAAUGAGUUAUGGUUAACUUUCGGAGUUAUGGGGGGAUUUAUGCAGCCACAAGGGCAUGUGCAAGUUAUCUUGAACUUGUUACAUCAUAGUAUGAAUCUACAGACAGCACUGGAUGCACCACGAAUAUGUAUUGGAACUCCAAAAAAAGUUCAAGAAGUUUUUACUUCCCCAAUAUUUGUGGAAGAAGGAAUUGAUGAGAAUGUUGUACAAGAACUGAGAAAACUCGGUCAUGAUGUGAAGAUUGUGAAAGGUUGGAAUAGAAAGAUGUUUGGUAGAGGCCAAAUCAUUGAACGAACCAUUGAUAAAAGAUCGGGUAAAGGUGUUUUAGCUGGUGGUAGUGACCUUAGAGGUGAUGGACAAGUUGUUGCCUUGUAUUAA